AUGACAUCAAAUAUUGCUGAGUCUUUUAAUGCAACAAUCAAAUCAGCAAGGGAAUUACCAGUUGCAACACUUCUGGAAUAUUUGAGGGUAUUAGUUCAAGAGUGGAGCUACAAAAAUAGAAACAUAGCUUCUCAUACUAUGACAAAACUUACAAAUAAAGCAGAAGAAGCACUUAGGGAAAACUAUUCACUAGCUAGAAGAAUGAAGGUUAUUCCAUCAGUAACAUUUGCAGUGUUUUGCAAAUACCACAUGGAUCCCUAUCAAUAUUGUGCAGAAUUUUUCAAAAAAGAAAAUUUAGUGAAAAUAUAUGAGGCUAUUGUUUUUCCGAUGCCUAGCCAAAGCGAUUGGGAUGACGCAGAAGACAUGGAAUAUGCCGACGUUCUUCCGCCAAUAGGAAAAAUUCCAGCAGGACGACCGAAGAAACAAAGAUUGAAGCCAUGUCAUGAGAGAAAGGAAAAAAAUACAUGUAGCAGAUGUGGAAACCGGGGGCAUAACAAAAAAACAUGUCGUAAUCUUCCAAAGUGA
Molecule: messenger RNA, 525 nt
Organism: Mercurialis annua (annual mercury)
Lineage: Eukaryota; Viridiplantae; Streptophyta; Magnoliopsida; Malpighiales; Euphorbiaceae
Exons: 3
Coding region: 1-525 (174 amino acids)
Molecular function (GO): zinc ion binding; nucleic acid binding
Source: RefSeq, a predicted model, not a curated record